UUGCUAUUUUGCGCCUUGUAAGAACGUUACUGAAGAGACAAGACCUAGGUGAGCUAAAUGCAAAACACAAUCUCUCUCUCUGUCUCUCUCUUGGCCUUCGGUUCUUUUUGAAGACAAAACCAUCUUAAAAGUCUCUUGCGGUUACCAGGUUCUGUUAUUUAUUAGUUAUUGUUAGUUCUUGUGUCUUAUGGUAUUUUCUGGUUUAUAACACAGCAAACCCUUGUGAAAUUUAUAUUCAGUUUUUGUCCCGGGGUUGCAUUUUCAAUACCCACUUGAUGUUUUGAUGUAAGUUUGGCAAUAGGCUUAGCAAUGUUCCAAGAUUAUGCUGUUUUGGUGGUUACGUUGUUCGUGUGGGUGUGAAUCUUUGUUUGGUUUAGAUGGGAAAUAAUAAUCAUAAUAAUGUAGAAGUGCCCACUUGGCUAAAAGGGCUGCCAUUAGCACCCGUCUUUCGACCGACUGAUACUGAAUUUGCUGACCCAAUUGCUUAUAUAUCCAGAAUUGAGAAGGAAGCUAGUGCUUUUGGCAUAUGUAAAAUUAUCCCUCCAUUGUCAAAACCUGGGAAAAAAUAUGUUUUUGGUAAUUUAAAUAAGUCACUCUUGAAGUGCCCCGACUUGGGUUCUGAUGGGAAUUUCCUGAAUGCGAGUGAUGUGUUGAAAGUUGGUUCUAGUGACAGUGGCAAUGAUGGGGAGGUUAGGGCAGUUUUUACAACUAGACACCAGGAGUUGGGACAGUGUGUGAAAAAAACAAAAGGGGUCAUUAAUGAUAAUCCACAAUUGAGUGUGCAUAAGCAGGUGUGGCAAAGUGGAGAGGUUUAUACAUUGGAACAGUUUGAGUCAAAGUCCAAGGGUUUUGCUCGUAGUAUAUUGGGUAUGAUAAAGGAGGUUUCACCAUUGAUUAUAGAGGCACUAUUUUGGAAACUAGCUUCGGAGAAACCUAUAUACGUGGAGUAUGCAAAUGAUGUGCCUGGGUCAGCUUUUGGGGAACCGGAGGGUCAGUUUCGGUAUUUUCAUAGACGGAGGAGAAAGGUAAAAUCUUGGAAAUCUUAUCGUAACAGAGGAAAAGCUGAUUGCAAGAAUAAUGAAAUAGGAAGUGUAAAUAAUUUUCAUAAUGAUGACAUUAGAGAUGCUUCUGUUAAUAAUGAGGCUAGUAAAUGUUUAGAUACAUCCAGUUUGUCUACAAAUUCUGCAACUAUCUCAUUGGCUGAAAAUUCACAAUCUUCUAGACGAAAGAUUGUAAAUGGUGGUAACGAUUUGGAAGGGACAGCGGGUUGGAAGCUUGCAAACAGUCCGUGGAAUCUGCAAGUGAUUGCACGUUCACCAGGUUCACUGACUCGUUUUAUGCCAGAUGAUAUCCCUGGUGUUACUUCUCCCAUGGUUUAUAUUGGUAUGUUGUUUAGCUGGUUUGCAUGGCAUGUCGAAGAUCAUGAACUUCACAGCAUGAAUUUUCUUCACACUGGUGCUCCAAAGACUUGGUAUUCUGUGCCGGGAGAUUAUGCAUUUACUUUUGAGGAGGUUAUUCGCAAUGAGGUCUAUGGUGGUAAUAUUGACUGUUUAGCUGCUCUCACUCUAUUGGGUGAGAAGACAACUCUACUCUCACCUGAAGUAAUUGUUGCAUCUGGCAUUCCGUGUUGUAGGUUAGUUCAGAAUCCUGGUGAAUUUGUCGUGACUUUUCCAAGGGCUUACCAUGUAGGAUUCAGCCACGGCUUUAAUUGUGGAGAAGCUGCUAACUUUGGAACUCCACAGUGGCUAAGUGUGGCUAAGGAUGCUGCAGUACGUAGAGCUGCCAUGAAUUAUCUUCCUAUGCUUUCCCAUCAACAGCUGCUGUACCUGUUGACCAUGUCUUUUGUUUCAAGGGUGCCAAGAUCCUUACUACCAGGUGCUCGGAGCUCUCGCUUGAGAGAUCGGCAAAAGGAAGAAAGAGAGUUAUUAGUAAAGAAAGCUUUUAUAGAAGAUAUGUUAAAAGAAAACAACAGUUUAUCCGCUCUUCUGGGACAACAAUUGACUUCUCACGCUGUACUUUGGAACCCGGAUUUACUUCCGUGUUCUAGUAAGGAGUCUCAGUUGCCCUCUAAAACUGAUGCUGUCACUUCAACACCUGGAGUAACUGUUUCAGUCAUUGAUUCUGAGAAAAAAAGUAAUCAUAAUAAUCUCCUAGAUGAGAUGAACUUAUAUAUGGAAACUCUGAAUGAUUUGUAUAUGGAUGAUGAUGACUUAUCAUCUGAUUUUCAAAUUGAUUCUGGGGCGUUGGCAUGUGUGGCUUGUGGCAUUCUGGGUUAUCCAUUUAUGUCUGUGGUUCAACCAUCUGAGAGGGCAUCAAUGGAACUUCUGCUUGCUGAUUUGGUUCAAGAAGGCCCAAGAGUUUCAGAACCUGAAAACAGUUAUCCCUGUAUGAUCCUUGAUCGAACUAACAGCACUGUUUCAGAGGAUCUUUUUACUGGUCCUAAGAGUUCUAUGCUUCAAAAGGAUCUGACAUUGUCAUCAAAAACCAAGUUCAAUGAGAGAUGGAAUACUUCUAGUAAAUAUCUGCGGCCUCGGAUUUUCUGCCUGGAGCAUGCUGUUCAAAUUGAGGAGAUAUUGCGGUCUAAAGGUGGAGCAAACAUCCUGGUCAUUUGCCACUCAGACUACCAGAAGAUAAAACCACAUGCUGUGGCCAUUGCUGAGGAGAUUGGUACCCCUUUCAAUUGUAGUGACAUUCCUUUAGAUGGUGCCUCCCAAGAAGAUCUACAGUUGAUUGAUCUUGCUGUUGAUGAUGAAGAACACGAUGAAUGUAGUGAGGACUGGACUUCUAAACUGGGAGUCAACUUACGGCACUGUGUGAAGGUCAGGAAGAAUUCACCAUCUAAGCAAGUUCAGCAUGCAUUGCCGUUGGGUGGUUUGUUUUCUGAAAAAAGUUCCGGCUCAGAUAUUUUAAAUAUCAAAUGGCAGUCCAGAAAAUCUCGCUCAAAAGUUAAGCUAUCCAAAACAUGCCGCAACAUGGAAAUAAAAGCAGAUGAAGUGUUGGGGGAAAAGUUAGAUGGUGGUGUUUUUAAAAAAGAACAAAAAAUAAUUCAAUAUUCAAGAAAGAAAUUCCGUUUAAAACCAGAAGCGAGUAGAGUUCGUGGAUGUCCUAACAUGUUUUUCCCAGAAGAAGUUUCAGCUGCUACUGGUGAUCUGGAUAGGUAUGAUACUAAUAAUUCUGAAAUUAAUCUAGACAACAUUGGGAAUACUGGUAGUGUUUUGGCUGGAUAUGGAUUAUCUCACCUUGGGCACUCUGAAGAGCUACAUGAAAUUCAGGUGCUUGAUGCAACUAGGGAUAUGAGCUUGAAUUACUCACCUUCACGAGUUGCAGAUUCAGUUGCAGUUGCGACUUUAGUGGUUGACAAUAUUGGGCAGAUUGAGACUGGAACUUUGGAGGAAUUGAAUAUGGGGGAUGGAACAUGUUAUAUUGCAAUCUGCAAUAGUCAUCAGACCCAACAAAACAUCAAGGACACUAACUAUAUCAGUGAGAAGAAGGAAAUUUCUUAUGUAGAGAACCGUUCAAGCUGCCAUACUGAUGCGGCUGAUGAUAGGACCAUGGAAAAUAUCAAUAUCACCGAUCAAACUUGUAAUCUUGCUUCUGAAACUCAGAACAAUCUAGUGGCUGAUAAGGAUGUCUCUAUGAAUGAGGUCUCUUAUCCAGCUAAUUCACCAAGUUUACAUGUUGCUCAUCCAUCUGUCGAGAGUUUUCAUGCGGAGAAAGACAAGAUUCUUGAUAAUUUUUAUAUGAAAAGUGAGGUACAUAAUUGUGUGACUUCUAAUGAUGAACGGACACAAGAUAUGCAGCCAACAAAUGGAAACAAUGAUGAGGAAUCCAUUUCAUGUGAUGAUAAGCUGAGUCAGCCCACUCUUGCCUCAACAAGAGAAAAUUGUGAAGAUCAGAGAUACAUAUGUGCUGAUGUAGACUUUUGCAAUCAAGCACCUUUAGAUGAUAACAUGCUUGAUGAAAUUAAGAUUGUGAAGGGGACUAGUGAGGAACACAUGUCUGGUUUGGUUGCACUGACGGUUCAUACCACUCUCUCACUUGAAAGUUCAGCCAAGGAAUGCAUGGCUGCAGACUCAUGUCAAAUUAAGACUGCAGAGAAAGAAGCUCUAGAGCAUGAUGUCCUUACUACAAGUACGGAGGCACUUGUAACAAGAUCUAUCAUGCAGAUGCAGCCUUCCUCAAACUCAGUGGAACGAUGUUCUGGAAAACUAGGAGCUACCUGUGCUGAUGUGACCUUAGGCUCCGAAAUACACCCAGAAAUUCAGUCUGGGAUUGAAACUAAUGUGGAUGAACUUGUCUGUACUUCUAGUUUGCAGAGAGAAGAAAAUUAUCUCAUCCCUGCCACAGUAGGAGAAUGUUCACAUCCGUCAGAUGGGAUCUAUUCUGAAGAGAACUCAAGUGGUAAUGUGGAAACAGAUGAACUAGCAAAACCUGCUCAGACCACAAAUGCAACUAAUGAGGAACUGAAAGCUAGUUCUUUGACAUGGAUACACCAACCUGCUCCUUCUGUGAUUCAGAAGUACUACAGAACCCGCAGGGAGUUCUCUUCUACAGAAAAAGUGCUCAUUAACAAAGAAGUUUCUUCAUCAAAAGAUGCCAGAAUGCUCAAUAACAAGUCCACUGCAGGAGAGCCCAGUUCCAGUGCGAGUAAAGGAAGAAAAAGGAAGAGUGAAGUGGAGCAGUUAACAGAGAACAAGUCCAAUUGCACUGGGUUUAUCAGGAGUCCUUGUGAAGGGUUGAGACCAAGGGCUGGGAAAGAUACAGUGAGCAGAAGUGAGGUUGAGAUCAGCCACAUAACCAAUGAAAAUCCAGCAGUAAAGAAAAUGCAGAAACCAGUAAAUGCUUCUGUUCCUGAGAAGAAAAAGUUUUCCAUAAAGAAACAUUACAGGUGUGACUUAGAUGGCUGCCGCAUGAGUUUUGAGACAAAGACGGAGUUGACUUUGCACAAACAGAAUCGGUGCCCACAUGAAGGAUGCGGGAAGAGAUUCAGUUCUCAUAAAUAUGCAAUAAUUCAUCAACGUGUUCAUGAUGAUGACCGGCCUCUUAAAUGCCCAUGGAAGGGUUGUUCCAUGUCAUUCAAGUGGGCAUGGGCUAGGACUGAGCAUAUAAGGGUGCACACGGGUGAGCGGCCAUACAAGUGCAAGGCUGAGGGCUGUGGCCUUUCUUUCAGGUUUGUAUCUGAUAUCAGCCGACAUAGGCGGAAAACAGGACAUUAUGAUAACAUAUCCACCUGAAUCUGCCCAAAGGCUAGUAAUCAAGCGGGUUUUUGUAAUAUAUUGAUAUGGGGCCGUAUUGGCCUUCAGAAUUUGUACUAUAAACUUGAUUAUCUGGUCAGAUAUAGAUUUAGGAUUAGGCUGAUCCUUGGUGUAGGUGAGCAUUCUUCAAUUCAUUGAAUGCAAUGAUAGUUGAAAAAGUCUUAUUUGAUUAUUGAUCUUUCCGAAACUUUUGAUGCUGUUUUUUUAGAUGGGGGUCUUAGGCCUGCAUUUUGUACAAUUGAGGAGGGACUACUGAUUUCACCUAAGGUUCAUGAUCCUUGUAUUUGAUCAGAAUGUGACAAAAUUGGUUCAUUCUUAGACU
Molecule: messenger RNA, 5577 nt
Organism: Mangifera indica (mango)
Lineage: Eukaryota; Viridiplantae; Streptophyta; Magnoliopsida; Sapindales; Anacardiaceae
Product: probable lysine-specific demethylase ELF6
Exons: 7
Coding region: 378-5234 (1618 amino acids)
Biological process (GO): chromatin remodeling
Cellular component (GO): nucleus
Molecular function (GO): histone H3K4me/H3K4me2/H3K4me3 demethylase activity
Source: RefSeq, a predicted model, not a curated record